Molecule: messenger RNA, 1008 nt
Organism: Ceutorhynchus assimilis (cabbage seed weevil)
Lineage: Eukaryota; Metazoa; Arthropoda; Insecta; Coleoptera; Curculionidae
Source: the annotation of a GenBank genome assembly
AUGCAUCAACUACCAAGAAUCGAAUUAGUAUUAUGGAAAAUCCGAUAAUAGAACUUAUUCUUUUUUUUUCAUAAUUGAAGCAUCAGUUGUAGCAUGCAAUUGAAUGCUUAUUGAAAAAAAUUAUAAUUGUUUAACAUUAACAAACAGUAUGUAUAAUGAAUAAUGUUCAAAAACAUCAUAUUCAGAAGUCAAGGUUCGUUUGUAAUAUACAUCCGCUUAUCGAAGCCAUUAAUAUUUUAGUUAGCCAUUACCUACACCGAUAUGCUCUAGCAUAAAAUGUGAUUAAUAAUUAAUAAAUUGCAACGUAAUUAUUAUCAAGAAACAACAGUGGAGAUUUUAUUACUUUGGUAGUGAUAAAGGAUGAUUCUAAAAAUAGAUCAGUAAUUUUGAAGUGCUGAGAAAGGUCCAAAGCCGUCGACCCCUGCAAAACGCAAGAAGGCUUUUCUUAAAGUGCACCAACCCGACAAUUAAACUAAGCUCAACUUUUGGAAGUAGAGUUAUUUAAUUAGGACCCAAAAGACAUGAGGAAAGUUCAGUUUUUUGCGUCGAUCGUGCUCGCCUGUUUACUGCUCGCGUACGAUGUGGAAGCCAAAAACUUCACCAAAUGCGGCCUUACAAAGGAACUGUUGAAUAAUGGAUUUGAGCGUACCUUUGUUGGGAAUUGGGUUUGUUUAAUUGAAAGCGAAAGCGGCAAGGAUACCUCAAAGGUUACAUUGAAAGCUGACAGAAGUAAGGCCUUGGGAUUGUUUCAAAUAAAUGAUAAGACGUGGUGCAAAUGGGGCUCCGCAGGAGGAAAAUGUAAUAUCAAAUGCGAAACUUUAAUCGAUGAUGACAUCAAAAACGAUGCAAUAUGUGCCAGAAAAAUCCAGUCAAAUCUUGGAUUUCGUGCCUGGGAGGGUUGGAUGAGGAGCUGUUAUGGACGUACUCUGCCCUUUCCACCUUGCUAGAGUUUGUUUACCUCCCAUUUAAGUUAGUUUUAGUUAAUAAAUAAUCCACAUGAUGGUUUUU